Molecule: messenger RNA, 1369 nt
Organism: Toxoplasma gondii ME49
Lineage: Eukaryota; Apicomplexa; Conoidasida; Eucoccidiorida; Sarcocystidae
Product: lanp, putative
Exons: 4
Coding region: 1-852 (283 amino acids)
Cellular component (GO): nucleus
Molecular function (GO): histone binding
Source: RefSeq, a predicted model, not a curated record
AUGGAGUCUGCCAUUCGCGAACGCGUUGAACACUGGUUCGCGAAGCGAGGGAACGGGGAAGGUGAGGAGGCAAAUGGAGCCGCUUCUUCCGCCUCAGAUGAGGAAAUGAUGAAGGCUGCCGGGGAGGAAAUGGUGGAGCUGAUACUCGAUGGACGCCAGUUCAAGUCUGUGAGCCACGAAGCGUCCGAUCUGCUGCAAAAACUGCAAGUUCUUGGCAAGUUCACGUGCAACCAGACCGGCCUGCACUCCGUUGAAGGCUUCCCGGUCAUGCCCAGCGUAAAGACGUUGGAGCUGACCGACAACCACAUCUCGGGUGGCCUUGAGGCUCUCGUCAAAUCUUUCCCGAACCUCAAGCGACUGCAGUUGGGUGGAAACUACUUCCGCACCUUCGAGGUUCUGGAGCCCCUGAAAGAUCUGUGCAACCUCGAGCACUUGGGUUUGGACAUGAGUCCCAUCAGCAACCAGAGCGAGUACCGGCAGAAGGUUUUUGAGAUGUUCCCCCGUCUGGUAGUGCUGGAUUCCACUGACAAAGACGGAAAAGAAGUCGAGGCGGCGGACUCCGAUGAAGAGGACGAGGAAGAGUAUGACGAUGACGAAGAAGCAGAUACCACGUUGAAGGAUUUCUACGAGAAGGAUUUGGAGGACGACGACGAAGAGGACGAGGAUGACUUCAACCCAGACGGGGAAGAGGAAGAAGACGAAGAUUUCGACGAAGAAGAGGAGGAGGACCGCCUGGAAGGUGAGGAGGCGUGCGAAGGCGCGGAGGGCGAGUUGGAGGGGAAGAAGAGGAAAAACGAUGCUGGAGAGGACGAGAACGAGGCAGUGAAACACGCACGCCUGGGCGAUCUCUGAGGCAUUGCAGAGAAUGGGGCCACCAGUGCAGCGAGCAGCCGGUCCGAAGACGCCGGAGUCGCGGCUAGUCCUCCAAGCAAACAAGCACUGCGUCCAGAAAAAUGGAAGAAGAAAUGAAGUUGAGCGAAAGGGGAGAAAUGAGAGAACACAGCGGACAGGAGGAGAGUACAUCUACGGUGACACGUGAAGACGGGGUCACGAGCAGAGAAUUCGCACUGCUCAGGAAGCCUCUGAUGGACUGAGGGUGCAUACACUUGCAGACAAGCUGGGAUGUGCGUGUGUGGGUGGAUGAAAGGACUGAGACGGACAGUGUCGCGCGUGCUCGUAGAGCCUCCAAAGGGGACAGUGGGGUGCACAUCAAAGGGGCAACCCGGCGGCUGUCUAGGUAGCGGUCGUAGUCGGACGGACUGUGCUUCGCUAGCGGGCAACCUGGAGUGUAGAGCUCGUCUGAGUCUCUCAGGUGUAGCCACACCCGGUAGGGCUAGCGCUUGUGUGGAGGUCACCGCCCCCCCCCCCC